AUGACCCCGAGCUCCUGGUAUCUUCCAUCUCAUCGUCUCCAGCCGAUUGACCUUGACAAGCAAUGGCCCGAAGUACCGGUCAGUAAUCAAAACCUGACAAACACUGCCGUUGUCAUCAUUGGUGGUGGCAUAUCUGGCAUGUGCACUGCGAUUGAUCUCUUGGUAAAUCGGAAAAUUAAGAACUUUAUCAUUCUCGAGAAGAGUGGUGGAUUUGGAGGCACUUGGAGAGACAACAAGUUUCCGGGUUGUUGCUGCGAUGUUUUCAGUGUACUGUACUCAUACUCAUUCGCCCAGAACCCCCAGUGGUCGCAACUAUAUCCCGGUCAGGAGGAGAUUCUGGAAUACCUUGUAGAUGUAGCACAAAAAUACGGACUCUACAAAUACGCUCGCUUUCACACCUCGGUCGAUGCUGCUACCUGGAACGAAAAGACUUUGAAAUGGGAAACUACUGUCACAGUCGGUGGAGGCAAGGAAGCCGAGUUCUCCUCCUCCCACACGAUCUCAAGUGAUUUCUUGGUCGCUGCGACAGGCCAACUCAAUAAGCCCAAGGGACUAGAGGUAUCUGGUUAUGAAGACUAUCAAGGCAAGAUCAUGCACUCAGCACGAUGGGAUUGGAGCUAUGAUCUAAAGGGAAAGAAGAUCGCCAUCAUCGGGACAGGCGCUACCACUGCACAAAUCGCCCCAGAAGUCGCCAAGCUUGCCUCUCAACUGACCAUAUGUCAGAGAACACCUGCUUGGGUUAUACCUCGCCAUGAUGCCAAAAUCCCGUCCUGGAAACGACUGGCCUAUACAUAUCUUCCCCCUCUGCGGUGGCGGGGACGAGCCGAGGCAAUGGACUUCCGCGAAACGUUCCAUUCUGCCGUCACUAAAUCUGAGUCUCCAUACGCCGAGCUGAUGAGGACACUCAACUACAAGUUGCUCCAUGACCAACUACCGGAUCGACCAGACCUAUGGGAGAAAUUAACGCCUCAAUACCACCCGGGCUGUAAGCGGACCGUCAUCAGUGACGAUUACUACCCAACCCUGGCGAGAAAGAAUGUCAAACUCGAGACAGGCAGGAUUGAACGGUUCACAGCAGACGGCAUUAAAUUCGUGGGAAGAGACUCGGCCGACAGAUUCGACCUUAUCGUCCUCGCCACGGGGUUCGAAACCUUCUCAUUUCUCUCCCCGAUCCGCAUCACCGGCGAGAACGGUCAGCCCCUCGAAGAGAUCUGGGCGAACGCAAGCCACGCAUACAAGGGUGUCACGGUCCCCGGCCUACCCAACUUCGGCAUGCUCUACGGACCCAACACGAAUCUAUCACACAAUUCCCUCAUCCUGGUCAUCGAGGCCCAGACACGAUACAUCUCCGUCCUGAUCGAGAAAGUCCUCCACGCAAGACGAAACGGCCAGAGCCUCGCCCUGUCACCCUCCGAAGAGUCUACCAUGACCUACUGGCACGGCGUACAACUCGCACUGCAGAAGACCUCUUUCUCGGACCCGAACUGCAACAGUUGGUGGAAGCGCGACGACGGCAUCAUCACGAACAAUUGGGCCGGAACCGCGGUAGAUUAUCAGAAGAAUCUCUCCACGAUCGCCUGGGCGGACUAUAAUUCUACUGGAUCUGCGAGCGGCGAUGUCGAGAAGUUGAAGGAGAGAGGCGUCGUCACUAGCAUCGGGAGAGUCAGGGAGGAGACGAGGCUGAGCCGGACUGCACUGGGCGUCUUUGCGCUGGGUGCGGCGGGAUUGCUUCUACACGGAGUUCUUGCGAUUUUCUGA
Molecule: messenger RNA, 1758 nt
Organism: Exophiala bonariae
Lineage: Eukaryota; Fungi; Ascomycota; Eurotiomycetes; Chaetothyriales; Herpotrichiellaceae
Exons: 4
Coding region: 1-1758 (585 amino acids)
Molecular function (GO): flavin adenine dinucleotide binding; N,N-dimethylaniline monooxygenase activity; NADP binding
Source: RefSeq, a predicted model, not a curated record